Bombus terrestris (buff-tailed bumblebee) is the source of this 4749-nucleotide messenger RNA. Its product is annotated as dnaJ homolog subfamily B member 13-like. The record is from RefSeq and is a predicted model, not a curated record. Lineage: Eukaryota; Metazoa; Arthropoda; Insecta; Hymenoptera; Apidae. Gene Ontology annotation, cellular component: cytosol. The coding region runs from base 3195 to 4283 and encodes 362 amino acids. Gene Ontology annotation, molecular function: protein-folding chaperone binding. The transcript has 6 exons.
AAUUUAAAACUUUUCUUUGAUCGUUUUCUUGUAGUUUAUAAAUUUUAUUUUUCAAUUGUUCAUUUAUACGUAUAGUCGUUGCACUUCACAUGUUGAAGCAUUUCUUCUCACAUGCUAUGGAGAGGCUUAAACUUUAAUUUUUUUUUUAUAUAUAACGAUAUUGGAACUUGCAUUUAUUCACAAGAAGAGUUCUCGCUCAAUCGUUGAAUGUUAAUUUCUGCGGUGGAUUUACGACAAUGGGAAAGAGAAUGCGAUUAUGUUAAGAGUAAAACGGGUAUCGGCUGAAACGAUCGAUCUGUCUAAUAUGCAAUUACUAUUUGCGCCCAGUGUAUUGGUUCAUCUACAGCAUUCAUGGAUUAUUAAUUAAAACAGUUACAAUAGUUGAAUAUGCACGCUCUCGUAUCCUGUGAUACCUACGAAGCCGAUCUAAUGUCACUCAAUUCGUGCAACUAAACUGAUACCAAUGCACUGAAUCGUAGAAACAGCAUAAUCAAUGAUCAAUAGUUAGACUGUCAAUUGAUUUCGAUACAAUGUUACCAAAAUUAAAAUAAAUGUGUAUAAAUUUGGUCUUUACAAAGUAUGGGGAUAUCAAUAUAAAUCAUCCAUAAUUUAAACAAUUAUAAGAAACGAUAUCCCUUUAAAAAGGCGCAACUUCUGCUAUUUUAAAAAACUACGUUUUUAAUGUAAAUAAAUAAAAGAAAAUCGUUGUCUCCGAAUAUUUCAAAAUUCUGUUUCUGUCAAAAUAUUUAAGCCAUAGGCAAUAAUUUGUCCGAUUUUUAUUCUUCCUACAAGUUAUCGUGCUCAUGAUGAACGAACUUGUAUGCGCUCUUGCACUUUUUCGUCCUGAAUACUGUGAUUAGCCAGCAGAGAGGAGAGCGAACGAUCGCGGGGGAGCUAAAAUGCGAUUAUAGCUCGUCGAUUUGUGGGUGGGAUAGCAGAGCGAUACGAGUUUUGCGGGUCGAGGUACAGGGCACAGGGUGGCAGGCGGAGAAAUAUUCUCGGGUGAGUGACGGGGAACGGGCGGGAGGGAACAGUAGAGACCGGAGGUAUUGAUUGCGACGCGACUCUAGGAACCUGCCCGAUACACGACCGCGCUCUACCUACCUACCUACUACCUACACCCACCGACAAGCGCGAUUAUUCCUCACAUAUCUCGCGUUACUGAGCAUUCACGCGACUAAAUGUCCUCCGCGGCCUAGCUGUACGCGGUCCCCCACUGCAAAAUCAGUGCCAACUCCUUAAAUACUUAACGUCGAUCAUUAACACAUUCGCAGCUUCGUAUUUUCUCUCUUUGCAAACCCAACGCGAUCUUUUUUCGCGGAAAAUAUUGGACGAGCCAAAAUUACCAGGAAAGUUUGGAAAAAUAUGGAACUCGGUUGAUGCUGAAAAUAAAAAUAAAUUGAAGGUUUAUGGCAAAAACGAAGCUUUUAAGAAAAGUGAAACGUCAAAAAUUGAUUGGAAAAUUUAGGAGAGAUUUAGUUUUUUCUUUUUUUUUUUUUUUUUGUAGGAUUUAGGAAUAUUUAGCAAGUUUAUCAUCAGACCUGAUUUUGUAUGGUGCAUGCAUCUACCUCAUUUCAUAGAUAAGUUUACCAUGAUGUUACCUUUUCUUUUCGUGCUUGUAAGGAUACAAGGAACUAUCAUGUACCUACCGAACGCGGGGCACGAACAUUCAGUCGUAUCGAUAAACUUCGACGAGCCGCUACAAACGCGAAAACGAGGUCAUAUUGGUUUGAAAAGAGACUAUAGGUAUAAAGCGUACCGGGAUACUUCCUCUUAUGCUCCGCGUCCACUUCCCGGGCCAGGGCAAAGUAUUUUUCCUUCACGUCCUUCGCCAUGUUCUUCCAAAGGAUGCCUAAUCUGCACGAUAUAAAAUGUUCUAAUUUACAGUAUACUUUGUGUUUUUAAAUUAUUAAAAAUGUUAAAAUGUUUAAAUAAGCAAGUGUAUUAAUUAAGAAGAAAAAAUAUUUCAUACAAAAGAACGUAUUCCAUCAAAUAGAAUCACUAGAUGCAAAUGUAAAAAUGGAUGUAGAGAAACUAGCCUAACGCUAAUGUCCUUAUUAGACUCCCGAGGAUUCUCCGCAGCGAGCUUUUUACGCCAUUCGUUGGCGAACAGCAUAAAAGCGUUAGCUGGUCGUGGGAUUUUUCGUUUAACUCCAUUUGAACCGGCAAUCCUCCCGUCGAUGCAUAGAAAUGCUGGGAAUCCUUCUGGACGUAUCUGCGAUCGACCGAGUUGCUGCAGCACGAAGAUUUUCUCCUCGUCGCUUUUUUCGCGAUUGCUGCAAAUCUGCCUUGCCUCCACGCGUAUCUUCUUCCUUGACACGUUCUCCUUAUCGUUUUCCAAAUCUUCAUCGUUCGUCGUCAAGGAAACCUUGAACAUCCCUUCGUCAGGUUUUUCCUUUUUACAAUCCCCGCACGAUUUUUCGGAUACUCCACAGGAAAAGGAAUUUUUCUUCAUUACAUGUUGACCGGAGGAUGAACUAUCCUCACGAUCGGAAAAAAGUUCGCAGUCGCUUAAAUUCUUUUCCUUAACUGCCGUUUUAAUUGCAGCUAGAAAUAUUUCGUUUUGUUAAUAUUUCGAUAUUUGUUAAUAAAAUCGAUAUUUUAGUGAGAUAUUUUUCGCGCAGUUUUUAUUUAUAAAAUUAGAAGUCAUUUAUCAAGUUGAAUUAAGUAAAAAAAGAAAUCGUGAAAAGUUGUAAUGGCUGUCAUUUGAAAGCAAAUUAUAUAAGUAUUAUGUCUAAUUGUAUUUUCAUACGUUAAUAAAAAUUGUGGCAACAAUGACGAGAAUCAAAUUCGUAAAAAAAAAUCCUUAUUUUGAAUCUCACCUUUCUGCACGAGGUUCAAAAUCAAUCCAGAAGCAUCCAUGGUGCCUUCCCUUUCAUAUGGAGUACCAAUGAAUAGCUAUUAAAUAAUGGUUCUAUGUUCAACAAUAAAUGUCGGUCGUGAGACGUUUAAUAAUUACAAAAGCUAACACACGAGUGCAGAUUGUACUCCGUUGUCGAGAGGGGCGCGUUGGUUGUUGAAAACACUUGAAAAAUCGUUGCGAAACGAUACAUUUUUCUCGCUUCUAUUUUUUCGGCCUUCUUACAUGACAUCAGCCAUGAAUUCAUAACAGAAGAUAGUCGUGUAAGUGUUUGUUUUAAUUUUAAAUGGGAUAAUUUUGAAAGUAUCGAUAGAAACAGAAAAUAAGGAAUAUCAUGUCAUGCGAUGAAACUUGUUCGUGUAAUAAACGUGGUAUAGAUUACUAUGGCGUACUAUCGUUGAAAAAAGACUGCGACGAUUUGGAGAUCAAAGCUGCAUUUCGACGCUUAGCGAUACGAUAUAACCCUAAAAGAGCGAAAGAUGAAUGUUUAUGUACUAUUUUCGCCUUAGUAGCCGAAGCAUACGAUGUGCUUUCAGAUCCCCUUAAAAGAACCAUAUACGAUCAAUUCGGCGAGGAAGGUCUUAAAAAUGGCGUGCCUGGAGCCGAAGGAUUUAUUCAACCGUAUACCUAUCACGGAGAACCGAUGAGAACGUAUAGGGAGUUCUUCGGUACCGAAAGUCCUUAUGCUGAUCUACUCUACGUACUAACGCAGUCUUCGUCUCUGCUCGAAUUUCCCGAGGGGCGGGGUAUAAAGCGCAAGGAAGAACCUCUGAUAAAAACCUUGUACCUAACCCUACUGGAGGUCUUUCUUGGAGGGAUAAAGAAAAUGAAGAUACAAAGAUUAGUAUUGGUAGGGGAUGAUAAGACUAAGACAGUGACGAAGGAAAAAAUUUUAACGAUACCCAUUAAACCAGGCAUUCCGACGGGAACGAGGAUAGUGUUCCCAGAGGAAGGUGAUGAAGGACCCACAAAAAUUCCUGCGGAUGUAAUCUUCAUCACGGAGGACCGGCCUCACGAGACCUUCCGAAGAGAGGGCUCUGACUUGCACAUGACGGUCGAUAUCUUUCUGCGAGAGGCACUGACCGGAACAGUGGUCACCGUCAACACGCUCGAUGACAGAACCCUUCGAAUACCACUAACGUCUGUCAUCACACCAGAUUACAAGAAACACGUACCUGGCCAAGGAUUGCCGCUGCCGGAAAGUCCGAAGAAAAGAGGAAGUCUAGUCAUAUCUUUUAAUAUUGAAUAUCCGGUAUAUUUGCCGGUAUCAAAUAAAAAUUACAUUAAACGAGCGUUUGAUACGUCCGCAGAUAUCAAAGAUACGGAAUACGUUCAUCGUCUUAUAUUGGCCAAUAAAAUGCGUAGAAACGUGGACUUCGAUGUUCCUAUACGUCGAAAUACCGACGAUUACGAAGCAAAAUAAUUAGACUUUAUAUGCAAUACUUAAUUUCUCUAUUCUUUUCAUUCAAAUAAUUUAACUCAUCGAUUUGAAGUAUUAAUUUUUUUAAGAAUAUUGAAAUCUCAAAUGAAAUUUGAUUUUGGAUGUAUAUACAAUUUACAUUAUUAGAAAUAAAUUUACUAUAUCAACAUAUAACAAAUUUACUAUAUAUACGUUUGCUAUUAUGUAUAAAUAUCUGCGCAAUAAUUAUGCAAAACUUUGUGUAACUUUGUUUUCCAACAUCUUUUUACUUUACUCUUACUUUUACUUUACUUGUACUCUUUUAUCAAAAUUUCUUUAUAUAAUUUUUCUUCUAACUUGCUUUAAAUAUUUAAUCCAUUAUACAAUGGCAUAUCAGGGUUUUUUUAUUUCAAUAAAAUUUUCUAUACAUAUAAAUAAAUAAAUAAAUUUUGACUUGAAAAAUAUACGUAUAAGCUUAAUAAUUUUAUUU